AUUCGAGUCCCCAAAAGGCAUUCCCGCCAGCCAAGCUUGAUGUCGACAGGGAACGAGCUGCUAUGACGAUCUUGCUCAACCCUUUUCGUAUUUUGGCCAAGCCAAUAGAGAACCCGGGGUGCCAUCGCCACUUUCGCUGGUUUAUUCUCCCUCCGCUGUUUACUGAUUCUGUCUUUUGUGUCUAUGUCCCAUAAAUACCGAGUUGGCCCCGUCCCGGAGACUUUGAGGAAGGAUAUUUUCUUCUCGACGCCGCAGACGCCUCAACAGGAAAGAUUUCUCCAAAGCCAAGAUACUUUCUGGCAUAUAUAAAGCUCUUUCCCCAUCGUCGUUUACAGUUUGCAUCGUUGCAGCCUUCAUCGUCAACACCUUCAAGCAAUACUUGCUUCGACCGGAAAACUUUUUCCCAAGAGUUCAAUCCAUCCGAUCAGCAUCAUGCUCUUCAGCCCAUUACUCCCCCCGGAGCUCGAUAUCGCUAUCUUCAAGCUGGUCUCGUUUAAGCCUUUGACGACCCUUCGCGGCGUCAGCAGAGCGCAUAAGAAGUACGCGGAAAGAGAAAUCUUUCGAAGGUUUCGCGGCAAGAGAGAACUGCUGGCGGUCCAAGUAAAUGCGUGGCACUACCAUUGUCACGAUAUCUGGAGAAUCGUCACGCCGCAGGGUGAUGGUCACGAUAUCACCUCGGAUCUGUUUGAGACGGAAGAGGAAGAGACCCUGGCGAUAGGGAAAGCAGCGGAACGGAAGGAGGUUGUACCUACGAGUUUCCGACUACGCUUCUUGCCUAUCAUUCCCCCGCAUAUAUCCCGGCUCGCCGCCCACCUUCGUUCCCCAAGCCUCCAUCUUUUCCACGAAUGCAUGGCUAUCACUACAGCCCCGUACCUCAUCAACGAGCCGGGGUACUUCGAUCCCCAACAACCACCGUCCAACGUCGACUGUUGGGAAUGCGAGCAGAGCCGCAGACUGGACCGAGACCCAGAACCCGACCCGUUCGCAUUCCAGAUGUCCCCGGACAUAGUGCAAUUCGGCCAAAGCCAACAAGCCUGCCGCAUGCUGGACUGCUUUGCCGACAUGCUAUCGCAAGGCAACGCCAUUCUUCAAGCAUACGUUGCCGGUCUCCGCAACCGCGGUUACAAAUUCCCGUCUUGGCUCCUCAGCUACCUCCACCCCGGCAAUAUCUCGCUCCGGCGACAAUGGAACGUCCUCCCGAACGUAUGGUGCGUCGAGAUCUGCGAGCCGCGACGGGUCGAAGUCGCCCGACCCGACAAUAGCCGCAUGUUCUUGAUCCAGCCCCCGCCGGAAACGGCAGCUUUCACGGCGCAAGAGUCGCCCCACAUUGCGGUCUCCGCAUCCGCUCGCACCACCCGCAACAAGCACAUUCCCGCCCACACCAUGCACUACGUUGUGGACGCGCGCGGGGAGAAAGUCGUGGUUGCCGCUGUCAUCAUUGAUCUCGGCUGGGCGGAUCUGUUCAGGUUGCGCAUGAAAGGUCGCUACCUUAACAUGCCCUCCCCGCCUCAUGUAGAUCAGUUUAUGCAUUUACUGGACGCUUACUCGAGGGCUAGAGCCAUAGAACGGUUCGAAGAGUAGUCGCUGCUAGGGGGGAUGUCGGCAUCUCAUGCGAUGGAACGGCAAGCAAUCCCAAAAAGUUAGUGUUUAGGUGCACCAUCGCUUUGUAGUAGUCUAUCCAGCGUAGCUUGUCGUAGUUUCUUUGUGAUGUAGUUACACUGUUGAACAGAGUUCAC
Fimicolochytrium jonesii is the source of this 1736-nucleotide messenger RNA. RefSeq lists its product as uncharacterized. Bases 433 to 1581 code for a protein of 382 amino acids. The transcript has a single exon. Lineage: Eukaryota; Fungi; Chytridiomycota; Chytridiomycetes; Spizellomycetales; Powellomycetaceae. The record is from RefSeq and is a predicted model, not a curated record.